AUGCUCUUAAUCCCUCUUCUCUUUUCCCCUCUCCUCCUCUCUUCCUUUUUUUUGUUAGCUUUAUUCUCAAGCUAGGUUUAUUUCUAGCAAUUCUUGGUUCUUUAUCCUUAGUUUUUGUUUCUUGAUCCCAAAAUCAAGAACCCAUUUCUUGAAUCUUAAGAAAUUUGUUCUCAAACCACCUUAUUUUCUUGCAAUUCUUGAAUCUUGAAUCUUGAGUUUUAGUUUCUUGAAUCCAAAAUCAAGGACUUUCACAAGCCACCUUCUUGAAUCUUGAAUCUUGAUCUUGAGUUUUAGUUUCUUGAAUCUCAAGAAAUCAAGAACCCUAGUUCUUGUUUUUAUCUCUCUAGAUCUUGAUUAAUUUUUAAAGAUUAAUCUUGAUGCUAAAUAUCUUGUUCUUGAUGUUUGAGAUUCAUGUCUCCAAUUCUGAGUGAAAUUUUUUGUUCUGGGUGUAUGAUAAAUUCCACUUAUAGGCGCAGGACCCAUCUUGUUCAAUCUUUUUCAGUUGUUUUUCUUUACUUUUUAUACUACGUUUCAUGAUUUUUCCUCUUUAAUUAAUUACCCUAUACUAAUAUAAUUAGUCUUAUAUAAUAAGAUCUACAAUAAUAAUAAUAAUAAUCUUGAGUCAAUCUUAAUUAGUAUUACUAUUAGUAUAAAAAAUCUGUCGCUAAAAAGCUGUUUUCUAGUAGUGAAUUAACUCUCUCGUCUCUUAAUAAUGGCGUCCUCCAGCGGAACAACAACAACAUCAUCAAAUUCGAGCCUGUUACAAAACUCCGGGUCCGAGGGCGAUUUACAGGCCGUAAUGGAUCAAAGAAAGCGAAAAAGAAUGAUUUCGAACCGGGAAUCAGCAAGAAGAUCAAGAAUGCGAAAACAGAAGCAUUUAGAUGAUUUAAUGACUCAAGUUUCUCAAUUAAGAAAAGAAAAUCAGCAGAUAAUCACCAGUAUUAAUAUCACAUCUCAACAUUUCUUGAAUGUUGAGUCUGAUAACUCAAUUCUUAGAGCUCAAGUUGGUGAAUUAAGCCACAGAUUAGAUUCUUUAAAUGAGAUUAUCAGCUUCUUGACCACUGCCAGCAAUGGAGAUUAUGAUUUUAAUGAACCAGCUGCUGAUAAUUUUUUUAGUCCAUUGAAUAUGUCAUAUUUGAAUCAGCCUAUAAUGGCAUCUGCAAAUAAUAUUUUUCAAUAUUAGAUCACCGGUCGGACUGCAGGACCGAGCCAGCGCUGGACUAUAGACUGAGCCUUGGAUCGGAGUUGGAAUCAGAUUUGAAUGAAUGGUGAAGAGAUGAAGAGAGAUAUUUAAGAGAUUAUGGUGUUUUUAUUUUUGUGUUUAGUGUUUAAUUAAGGUUAAGAAAUUAUUAAUUAAGGAAUAAGGUGAUUUUGUUUUUUUUAAGAACAAAAUGGGAUUUGUAAUGGGAUUUUGGUCUGUAAAUUGUGGUUUAUGCUAUAUGUAAUAUCAUGAAUUAUUGAUGCAGUUAUAUAAUAUUAUAUAUUUUUUUACUGUUU
Messenger RNA from Mercurialis annua (annual mercury), 1497 nucleotides. RefSeq names its product bZIP transcription factor 44-like. Gene Ontology annotation, molecular function: transcription cis-regulatory region binding; DNA-binding transcription factor activity. The transcript has a single exon. Gene Ontology annotation, biological process: positive regulation of DNA-templated transcription. Gene Ontology annotation, cellular component: nucleus. The record is from RefSeq and is a predicted model, not a curated record. Lineage: Eukaryota; Viridiplantae; Streptophyta; Magnoliopsida; Malpighiales; Euphorbiaceae. Bases 713 to 1183 code for a protein of 156 amino acids.